GUUAUUUUUGGCAUAUAACCGAUUUCCAUUACGACCCGCUCUACACACCACAAGGUGAUAACCGUAGAUUUUGUCGGAGAAUAAACGAACGGGGCAGUUCCGGCCAUCACCAAGCGUUAGGUCGCUACGGCGACUAUUCAUGUGAUAGCUCUCUUGAGCUAAUCGAAUCAGCAGCCAAGUACAUGCGAACUCGUCAUUCAGAGAACGUUGAGUUCGUUCUCUGGACAGGAGAUAUUAUAGCAGCUCACUACAGUGGUAAUGAGGGCGACAGAUACCGGGCGAUCAGGAAUAUGACGGAGUUAUUAAGCAGGACGUUUAGUUCACACUUCGUAUUCCCAGUUCUCGGUCACUUGGACCCCACUCCCUCGGAAAGUCUUACUAAUUUAUGGAUGCAUUGGUUACCAUUAGAGGCACUGCAAACAUUCAAAAUUGGUGGAUAUUAUACAAUUGAACAGUCAUACAGUAAACUGAGGAUCGUGGCUUUGAAUACUAAUUUAUUCGGAAUUCGUGAAGUGAAUAGUGUUCCUGCUAAAGCACAAUGGGAAUGGUUAGACGCGGUAUUAGAUAAAGCGCAGGCGAAUAAAGAGAUGGUUUACAUUGUAGGCCACGCAGCACCUGGAACAGAUUUACGACCAACCUACAACGCCUUAUCAGUUGACGCGAACGCAAAGUACUUGAGAAUGGUCAGGCGUCAUGCAAAAAUUAUUGCGGGACAAUUUUUCGGUCAUCUACACGCAGACACGUUUCGUGUUAUCUAUGAUAAAGAUCAACCAGUAUCGUGGGCUCUCCUGGCACCCUCUGUUAGUCCACAUCAUGAUCCUGCAGGAUCUUCAAAUCCUGGCUUAAGACUUUACAAAUUCGAUUCCGAUACAGGGAAGGUUCUCGAUUACACACAAUAUUACUUGGAUUUGGCUGCGGCUAACCGUGCGAGCUCGGGUGGGGCUGAAUGGAGCGCAGAGUAUAACUUGACCCAGUACUAUGGGCUUCGUGAUGUGUCUGCAGAAUCAUUGCAUAAUCUAGCGGAUAAACUUCGAAUAGGUGUGCCACAGGAAACUGCAAUGUUUAACAAGUAUUUACGUGCGUACAACGUCAAACAGGAAGGUGCAGACAACUGUGACGGCGCUUGCGCUCACCAACAUUUCUGUGCUAUAACAUGCUUAGAGCAUGUUGCGUACAGACAGUGCGUCGAAGCUGCAGCUAGUGCUCUCGCGGCUUCAGCACAAUCAUCGGAAGUGCUUGCACCGAUGAUUAAAAUGCUUUCAAGUUUAGUAGUGAUCGUUUUAAUUUUGCUUUAA
Parnassius apollo (apollo) is the source of this 1295-nucleotide messenger RNA. The record is from the annotation of a GenBank genome assembly. Lineage: Eukaryota; Metazoa; Arthropoda; Insecta; Lepidoptera; Papilionidae.